Molecule: messenger RNA, 1293 nt
Organism: Vittaforma corneae ATCC 50505
Lineage: Eukaryota; Fungi; Microsporidia; Nosematidae
Exons: 1
Coding region: 1-1293 (430 amino acids)
Source: RefSeq, a predicted model, not a curated record
AUGACUCCAAGGAUCGAUAGUUUUAAUCCUUUUGACUCCUCAAUCUUUAUAAAUCUGAUGGCCUAUGUCCUACUUUUCCUAACUACUUCCCUCUUGGCAGAUGGCUAUAUUGUUCAGCUGGCAAAGAGACACCCAAUCAAAUCCGAAAAUCAUAAUGGCAUAAUGGCAGGAUUUAUGCAGUCGCUCAUAUCAACCUUGCCAUUUACGCUUAUAAGCAUCCUACAUUUUCCUGGAAAUGGAUUUUCUACACUUGCCAUGUCGUACAAGUCCAUCUUGCUUGUUGUUGCGCUCUCGUUUACGAUUUUAUCUUUGAAAAAUACCAUGAAAGUUGUAGUGCAAAGCGAAUGCUUGCCGUUAUUUGGAGCGCUGUAUUUGUUUGCCCUGUCCUCUUGCCUCGUUGGGCAUUUUCAGGCAACAGCUGGUGCAAUAAGCAUUACGGCAGCCGGACUAAUUAUUUGUUAUAUACUAAAAAGACUAUUUGCCGUACCAGAAUCAUCACUAAAUGAGCCAAACUCGGUUGAAAUAUCCUCAACAAUGUUUUCUGAGGUCAUCACACUCACAUUGCUUCCUUUUGAAAUAGUUUUAGAAAACUUGAUUAUUAUUCCAGAUACGAAGCUGAAAUCCUAUUCAUUGCCGCUGCCAUUUAAAAUUUUCUUCUCUCCCGCCACCUUUUCAUUACUUUCUUUAUAUUACUACGGCAAGCUGUUAGAUCUGAACUGGCUAUUUGCUGCAGCCACUGUUUCAUUGGUUUCCAGCGCUGUAAUUACAUUUGUGUACAAAAAGGUCCAGUACUCUUACAUCCUGAACGUGUACAGUGCAAUCGUUUCUCUUUCAAUUCAAAAUUUCAUUUUCAACCAAGCGCUAAAAAUCACAAAAAACUUAUCAGAGCAGUUAGAAAUUGACAUACAUAAGGCUAUGACAUUUCUGGCGGCACCUUUAAUUUCAAUGCCCUCAUUGUAUAUUCAGAAUAGCUUUAUAAAGAGAAGAUUCCAUAGACAAACCUUAUAUUCUGCUUUCUGUUUUCCCUGUGCAAAUAUAUACGUUAUUAAUUUGGUUGCCUUCAUUUUUAAUAUUUUCGUAUCAGGGAAUAGCGCCAACCCUAAAAUGGAUCUAGCUUUGAACGGAAGCAUGAGAUACACACUUGGCGGAAUCACCGCACUGAUGUCAAUCGUCCUACUGGAUGUUUAUAAAAACAAUAGCCGGUUCAGACCCACAAACUGGAGGCUUGGAAUAUACUCAAUACUUCAAGAGUAUUUGAUAACUGCAUUAUGCAGUUUAGAUAAAAAGGAUUAA